Molecule: messenger RNA, 2793 nt
Organism: Oryzias melastigma (Indian medaka)
Lineage: Eukaryota; Metazoa; Chordata; Actinopteri; Beloniformes; Adrianichthyidae
Product: KH-type splicing regulatory protein
Exons: 18
Coding region: 174-2093 (639 amino acids)
Biological process (GO): regulation of DNA-templated transcription
Cellular component (GO): nucleus; cytoplasm
Molecular function (GO): mRNA binding
Source: RefSeq, a predicted model, not a curated record
GAGAAGGACGAAGAAGAGGAGCCGCCAUGCCCUGAUUGGUGGUUUUAAGCAGGAACUUUUGCCGGCGUGCCGCCGAUCUGUCGCGUUUGUGUCCAGCUCUGCUCCCGGUAACCUUACCGCUUCUGCGCAGCUCGAACCGCACUAAGCUGUCCAGCCUGACCCCGGAAAGCAGCAUGUCUGACUACAGCGGUCUGCCGUCGAACGGAGUCGGCGCGGGGAUGAAGAAGGACGCCUUCGCUGACGCGGUGCAGCGAGCCCGACAGAUUGCAGCAAAAAUUGGUGGAGACGGCGCCACCUCCUCCACAAACAACGGAGGUGCGGAAAGUUAUCCGUUCACAGCACAGAAGCGCUCGCUGGAGGAGGCAGAUGAACCUGAUGCUAAGAAGGUAGCAUCACAGAGUGAACGAGACUCUGCAAUGUCUAUCGGAGCCCAGCUGGCUGCGCUGUCCCAACAAAGUGUCCGCUCGUCCACCAUGAUGGAGGAGUGUAAGGUACCCGACAGCAUGGUCGGUCUCAUCAUCGGCAGAGGAGGCGAACAGAUCAACAAAAUACAACACGAGUCCGGGUGCAAAGUCCAAAUCGCUCAUGACAGCGCUGGACUUCCUGAGAGGAGCAUUUCUCUGACGGGCAGCCUGGAUGCCAUUCAGAGAGCCAGGGCCCUGAUAGAUGAGAUCGUGUCCAGGGGUCACGAGCCGAGCAACGGCCAGCCAGGUUCCAUGCAGGAGAUGAUCAUCCCAGCAGGCAAGGCCGGCCUGAUCAUCGGGAAAGGAGGAGAGACCAUCAAGCAGCUGCAGGAGCGGGCCGGAGUUAAAAUGAUCCUCAUCCAAGAUGGAUCCCAGCCCCCCAACGUAGACAAACCUCUGCGCAUCAUUGGAGACCCCUACAAAGUGCAGCAAGCAAAGGACAUGGUUAACGAGAUCCUGAGGGAGCGCGACCAUGCGGGGUUCGGAGAGAGGAGUGAAUACGGGUCCAGGAUGGGAGGUGGUGGCGGCAUUGAAAUCCCCGUGCCUCGACAGUCCGUCGGGGUCGUCAUCGGCCGGAACGGCGAGAUGAUCAAGAAGAUCCAGAAUGACGCUGGAGUGAAGAUUCAGUUUAAACCGGAUGACGGCACAACGCCCGAGAAGAUGGCUCACAUCAUGGGCCCCCCAGACCAGUGUCAGCACGCCGUCUCCAUCAUCAACGAUUUGCUGCAGAGCAUCCGAGCCCGGGACGAGGGGGGGCAGGGGGGGAUGUCGCCUGGAGGUCGAGGGUGGGGUCGAGGCCAGGGCAGCUGGGGUCCUCCGGGCGGUGAGAUGACCUUCUCCAUUCCUGCUCACAAAUGCGGGAUCGUCAUCGGGAGGGGGGGAGAAAACAUCAAGUCCGUCAGCCAGCAGUCGGGGGCCUUCGUGGAGGUUUGCCGCCAGCCCAACGGGGACCCGAACUACAAGCUGUUCACCAUCAGGGGCUCCCCCCAGGAGAUCGACCACGCCAAGCAGCUAAUAGAGGAGAAGAUUGAGGGUCCUUUGUGUCCGGUUGGUGGGGGUCCUGGCCCGGGGGGUCCUGGCGGUCCCAUGGGUCCCUAUAUUCCUAACCCAUAUAAUGCGGGGCCCCCUGGUGGAGCACCACAUGGGGGGGCGCCUGGGGGAGCGCAGUACUGUUCUCAGGGCUGGGGGGGUGCGUAUCAACAGUGGCAGGCCCCAAAUCCUCACGACCCCAAUAAAGCAGCAGCAGACCCCAAUGCAGCAUGGGCAGCCUACUAUGCACAAUACUAUGGGCAGUCGCAGGAGGGCGCCAUGGCGGCUCAGAACGCAGGCAUUCCUGCUGCAGCAGCGCCGGGGGACCAGAGCCAGCCAGGGCAGACCUCGGGGGGGCAGCCAGACUACACAAAGGCCUGGGAGGAGUACUACAAGAAGAUGGGAAUGGCCCAGCCGGGUGGAGGUGCAGCUGCUGCAGGCAGCACCGCUGCAGCGGGGGCCGCUGCGGCAGCUGGGGGCCAGCAGGACUACAGUGCAGCCUGGGCUGAGUACUACAGACAGCAGGCUGCUUAUUACGGUCAGACGGGACAGGCUCCGGGACAGGGAGGGGCUCCACAGCCGGGACAGCAGCCGCAGUAAACGUACGGACGGAUGGAUCUGGACGUGUGGAUCGGCUUUCAGAAGAAGGGCGUGGUUUCCUCGUCACAGGACACUUUCUGUCCCCGUAGGUGUUUUUUAAAGUCCCGGCCGAAGACAAAAGGGAAAAGUUCUGCGUCCCAUGCAUUGACCAGAGCAGUGAAUUCUCACCUUUCUUACUCUUAGGUUUGCUCCAUCCCUCCCUCACCCAACCACAUCCCGUCACUCAUUGAUUACUGUUCGUUUUCCUUUGGAAUAAUAAUGUGAAAUAAGAAUCUCUGCUAACAGUCUAGCACAGCAGCAUCGACUCACGUCUGUCCCUCCCUCCAGAAAACCUGAUCUAGCAGUAUUUUGAAAAUAAUCGAGGACGUGUUUGUAAAAAAGCUUUUUUUUUCUUUACACAUUCCCUGUGUUUUCAUGCAAGGAAAUCUCUCCCUGCCUGUGAUUUGUUCUCUUUUCUUUGACUUCAUUGGAGACGGUCUUGUGUGUCUGUGUGUGGUUUGUGUUGUGGAACAGAAAAGGGUGUGUGGGUUGGCUGAGACGAGGCACUAACACGCCCGCUGUGUGCCCGACUGCCCUCGUUUGUCUCUUUAGUUCUAAAUUGUUUCAUCCUUUAGUUUUGUUAAUGUAUGCCGUUUUUUUUAAGUUAUUUUUUUACUGUUUGUUUUUAAAGAAUCCAAUAAAAACAUUCAUACGAGCAGUG